This is a messenger RNA of Acipenser ruthenus (sterlet), 2058 nucleotides long. Its product is annotated as olfactomedin-like protein 2A. Gene Ontology annotation, biological process: signal transduction. NCBI's taxonomy places the organism in Eukaryota, Metazoa, Chordata, Actinopteri, Acipenseriformes, Acipenseridae. The coding region runs from base 218 to 1801 and encodes 527 amino acids. The record is from RefSeq and is a predicted model, not a curated record. The transcript is spliced from 7 exons.
ACUGCUGCAGCAUCAACACUGCCCAGUAGAGGGGGCUACUGCAGCACUCCCCAAAUUACAGCUGCAGAGGGAGGGAAAGAGAAAGGAGGAAGUCCUGAGUGACUCGUUGAUUUGUGAUUCAGACGCGGAGAUGUAAUCAGACAGCAGUCAGAUACACAGACGGUCUUUGCUCUUGGCAGCCCUGCUUCAAGAAGCUCUUCCCUCUUCAGGUAUAAAGAUGGGCAGUGCUGCGCUCAGUGUGCUAGCCUGCUGUGUGCUGCAGCUCACUGUGGGGGCCCGGCAUACCACAGGACAGGUAAUGUUGAGCUCCAGCACCGCCGCUGUCAGUGAGCGGGACUGCAGCUGUGUUUGCACUCUCAGACGCCCCUCUCUGGAGCAGUGUAUGCUGGAUAGAGCCCCCCCAUCCCCUAAGCCCCUCCCUGCCCCAGGAUCAAAGUGCAGGUGUCAGUGUGAGGUCACGGGGUUCAACCCCUGUGAGACAGAGCUAAGACUGGAGAAACUGAGGAGGAGGAGCACCGACAUCGACAAGGUGCAGGGUAUCUCUGUGAUGCUGCGACAGGCUCUGGAGAACGCUGACAUCAGGAGACUGAGCAGCAACACCAACCGAGUCAGCACUCACCUCAAAACACUGGAGCAGGCCCUGCGGUCCAAUCAGACGGCAGAGAAGGUGUUCCUGAAGAAAUUGCAGAGCUCACUAACCCAGAAUGCCAUGCUGUACCAUAACUACAGCGAGGCAAUGAGGUCACUGUCCCGAGAGCUGUACAAACUGAACGCACACCUGAGGAGCCUCCAAGCAACACAGGACAGACACACUGGGGAUCAGAAUCUGUGUAACAUCACCUUAGAACAGGACAGGGGAGCAAAGGUCAAAGAGCAAGCUGGGGCGGGAAAGGAACAUUCCUCUCCUAGCCUCUCCCCUAGCCCCGCCCUUAACCACACAACCACAUCCUCCCGGAGUGAGGAGACAAGACAGACAGACAGACAGGGGGAGCUGUCUAACACAGUGUGUGAGGAUGGCUGCUCUGGAUCUCUCUCCGCGGUGAGCCCCCCUCUCCAGCGCAGUGUUUUCGGGAGGAGUGGGGAGGGGGCCUGGUUCUCGGACCCCCUGUCCCAGGACAGCCCCCUCUACGUGGCUCCACUGCUGUUCGGGAGCACCCUGCUGGAGUUCAGAGACAUGGAUGUGCUGGCGCGGGGGGAGCCCCUCUCCCCCCCUCACACUCUCCCCGCCAGCUACUCCGGCUCAGGACACACAGUCUACAACUCCUCCUUCUACUACCUGAAGGCUUUCACUCGAACCCUGAUCCGCUACAGCCUGGUCCAGCGCUGCCUGUGCGCCUGGUCCGAGCUCAGUGAGCUGCCCUCCCCCUCGCACGGGCAUGGCUGGCAGGGUCACAAUGAGGUCACGCUGGGGGCAGACGAGGGGGGGCUGUGGGUGGCGUACCCCUCUCUGCUGGAGGGGGAGCUGAUGCUGAGGAGGCUGGACUCGGAGGAGCUGCUGCCCAGGAGAGGGGAGGGAGGGGAGAAGGCAGCGUGGAGCACGGGGCUGGGCAGGCACAGGUACGGGCUCUGCUUCCUGGUGUGCGGGGUGCUUUACGUGCUGGAGCGGGGGGCGGAGAGUGAGGGGGUGGUCUUCCACGCCUUCGACUCACACACAGGAUCACACACCUCCCCUGCACUCCCCUUCCCAGCUCGCCCCGCCACCACACUCCUCACACAGCUCUCCUACAACCCCCGGGACAGGCUGCUGUAUGGCUGGGACGACGGGGCGCUCCUCACCUACAGCCUGGAGUUCACAUACUGAGGACGAGACAGCGAGCCAGCCUGACUCCCUCUCCAAUUUAAAUUCAUGACAGGUCAGCACUGCCAAAUUAAUGCAGCAAAUCUACAGAAAUAUUGAUGAAUGUUGAUAUAUGCAGACGUGCUCAAAUUUGUUGGUAUCCCUCCACAAAAAACGAAGAAUGCACAAUUUUCUCUGAAAUAACUUGAAACUGACAAAAGUAAUUGGCAUCCACCAUUGUUUAUUCCAUAUUUAAUAGCAAUCAGACUUUGCUUUUGAUU